Messenger RNA from Oppiella nova, 273 nucleotides. The record is from the annotation of a GenBank genome assembly. NCBI's taxonomy places the organism in Eukaryota, Metazoa, Arthropoda, Arachnida, Sarcoptiformes, Oppiidae.
AUUUGGGGCGAGGAGUUCGAGGAUGAGUUUCAUCCGGACUUAAAGCACGACAAGCCCUACACCCUUAGUAUGGCCAACGCCGGACCCAAUACUAAUGGCUCGCAAUUCUUUAUAACUGUUGUGCCGACCAAUUGGUUGGACAAUAAGCACACCGUCUUUGGACGGGUGGUGAAGGGUAUGGAAGCCGUGCAGAACAUCAGUAACGCUAAGACUCAUCCAAAGACCGACAAACCAUACGAUGACAUUAGGAUUGUGAACAUAAGUCUCAAAUGA